CUAACUCAUGUUAAAUGCUCUCGUGAAAGCAAAAAACCGCGUUUACUAUCCUGGGGACACUGUAUGAGUCUCUGCAACCAGUCCAAUGAUGUAACAUUAUGAAUUCUUCAAACAUUUUCACUUUUCAGACCAAGUCCUUAACUACGCUGCUUUGCUUCAAGUUCAGCUCUGUUAUGGCAGAAACACUCAUAUUUUUCUAUGUUGUCUUUCUGGCUUUAGUCCCUAUAAACUCUCAGCGGGAAGAUCUCUUCUUUGAGGGGUUUAACGGUGCUGCUGCAGCCACCAACAUAAGCAUAAACGGAAGUGCAGUGGUUGUGGACAAUGGCAUACUUCAACUUACAAACGACAACAACAAAGUACUAGGGCACGCGUUUUAUUCAAACCCAAUCCACUUCAAGAACUCCACCAACGGCAAAGUUUCAUCCUUUUCCACCGCUUUCGCUUUUGCAAUAACCACCCGGUACACAAACCAAGGUGGCCAUGGAUUCGCCUUCACCAUUUCUCCCUCAAAAGCGCUUCCGGGUGCAUAUCCUAAUCAGUACCUUGGCCUUCUCAACCCACACGAUGUUGGGAAUUUCUCAAAUCACUUGUUCGCGGUGGAGUUUGACACUGUCCAGGACUAUGAUUUUUAUGACAUCAACGGCAACCACGUGGGUAUCAACUUGAACAACAUGAAAUCUAGUAUGUCUGUUCCAGCUCAACAAUUCACCGAUGGGUCAACCAAGAAAGUCCUUAAUUUGAAGUGUGGCAAGGUGAUUCAGGCAUGGGUGGAUUACAAUUCUUCUAGAAACCAAUUGGAUGUUAGGCUUUCUUCAACCUCUUCAAAACCCAGUUUUCCCAUUUUGUCUUACAACGUUGAUCUUUCACCAAUUCUUGAAGACGCUAUGUAUGUUGGGUUUUCUGCUUCAACAGGGAUGCUAGCGAGCUGGCACUAUAUCUUAGGUUGGAGCUUUAAGAUGAAUGGAGAAGCAAAAUCUCUGAAUUUGGAAACAUUACCACCACUCCCUCAGUCUAAGAAGAGCACAAAAACCGUAAUCGUUGGGGUCACUGUUUCUGCUGCUAUUCUGACAAUGAUUGUGGCAAUUUUUUGGUUAGGAACUUAUCUGGUCCGAAAGAUGAAGAAUGAUUUUAUUGAAGCUUGGGAGGUUGACAUUGGUCCACACAGAUUCCCAUACGAAGAGCUGAAGCAAGCGACGAGGGGCUUCAAUGAAAAACAGUUAAUUGGUUUUGGUGGUUUUGGUCGUGUUUACAAAGGGGUUCUUCCAAACUCCAACACCCAAGUCGCAGUGAAGCGAAUCUCCAAUGACUCAAAGCAAGGGUGGGAAGAAUUUGUGUCGGAGAUUGCAACCAUUGGUAGGCUUCGUCAUAGGAAUCUAGUACAGUUACUAGGUUGGUGUCGGAAGGGGUGUGAUCUACUACUUGUGUACGAUUUUAUGCCGAAUGGUAGCUUGGACAAGUACCUAUUCGACGAACCAAAAGAAAUAUUGAGGUGGGAACAGAGGUUCAAUAUCAUAAAGGGGGUAGCUUGUGGUCUUGUGUAUUUGCAUGAGGAAUGGGAACAAGCAGUGAUUCAUAGGGACAUAAAAGCUGGGAAUGUUUUGUUGGAUUCAGAAAUGAAUGGCAGGCUCGGUGACUUUGGUUUGGCGAAGCUCUAUGAGCAUGGGGCGAACCCGACCACGACCAGAGUGGUGGGAACAUUGGGGUACUUGGCACCUGAACUCACGCGAACAGGGAAACCAACCACGAGUUCUGAUGUGUUUGCGUUUGGUACUUUGUUGCUUGAAGUGGUGUGUGGGAGAAGGCCCUUUGAGCCUAAGGCAUUGCCGGAGGAACUCAUACUCGUGGAUUGGGUUCGGGAUCGUUGGCGAGACGGUGCCGUUUUGGAGGUUGUGGACCCCAAGUUGUGUGGUGAGUUUGAUAGGGUACAGGCUUUGAUGGUCCUCAAACUGGGCUUGAUGUGUUCCAAUGACUCUCCCGGAGAACGACCCAGUAUUAGGCAGGCGUUGAUGUACUUGAAAGGGGAGUUGCCGUUGUCGGAGGUGGUUGCGCCGCCGCAGGUUGGUGGUGGUGGGGACCUUGAGGACUUGGGGCAUUCGUGUCCAACUUCAUUGUAUUUCGAUAGGAUGAGCAUGUGGUCUUCUAUGGCCGGUGAUGUUGUGGCCACGUCCCUUUCACUUUAUGGUGAAUAGGAAAAGAGUUAAUUUUUUGUAUGUUUCUAUGACUUAGUAUUUGUGGUUGGUUUUACCCUAUACCCUUCGAGGUCCACAGUGAAGAGGGGGUACUCAAAAAAAUUACAGUUAUUGUAGCACAAAGUUGAAUUUGAAUCA
Gastrolobium bilobum is the source of this 2327-nucleotide messenger RNA. RefSeq names its product L-type lectin-domain containing receptor kinase S.4-like. Lineage: Eukaryota; Viridiplantae; Streptophyta; Magnoliopsida; Fabales; Fabaceae. Gene Ontology annotation, cellular component: plasma membrane. The transcript has a single exon. The record is from RefSeq and is a predicted model, not a curated record. Gene Ontology annotation, biological process: protein phosphorylation. The coding region runs from base 99 to 2189 and encodes 696 amino acids. Gene Ontology annotation, molecular function: protein kinase activity; carbohydrate binding; ATP binding.